This is a messenger RNA of Racocetra fulgida, 558 nucleotides long. The record is from the annotation of a GenBank genome assembly. Lineage: Eukaryota; Fungi; Glomeromycota; Glomeromycetes; Diversisporales; Gigasporaceae.
UUCUUAUUCCUGAAAUAGGGUGUACUUUUUCUACUUUUGGUGAAGCUCGUGCCUUUAUUGAAAAUUAUGCGGCACAGACUAAUAUUGUUACGAUUUUGGGAAAAACAACCCGAAAUUCUGAUGGUAAUGGUUAUAGACAGGCAUAUUUUGUCUGCGAGAAACAGGGGGGUUAUAAUGGAAAAAAUGAAGAAAAAUAUACUACUAAGCGAACAGGUUGUCCGUUUGUUAUUGGAAUAAAUUAUCAUAAAUGUACAAACGUAUUCGCUAUAACUAAAUUGUGCUUGAAGCAUAGUCAUGAUAUUGAUCCUGAUGCUAGAAAGUUUAGUAUUAACAUGCGCAAACUGGAUCAGAAUGAAUUGGGCGUAAUUGAAGAGCUUCAUAAUAAUGGGCUUCGAACAAAGGAUAUUUACACUGUUUUAGCAUUUGUAAGCUCAAAGUAUGUACAUAAAUGUGAUAUUUACAAUGCUGUUGGUCGUCAACGUCAGCAAAAGUUACAAGGACUAAAUAAAAUCGAGAUGCUGCUCAGAACUUUACAAAAUGAUAAAAAUAUUAUGGCAA